AUGUUAAAAAUUUUUGCAUUUACCAUUAUCUUAUUGUCAUCACCAAUAUUUGGCUUAUUAGAAACACUGUUUCAAGCUCAAAAUAGUUGUUAUUCAGGAUGUCAUUCAAAUCAUGCUGUUGAUUUAUCUACUUUGAAUGCUUGCAAAAAAGGUUGUGAUUAUAAAUUACAUAAUGAAGAUUGUACUGUUCAAUGUAGAUUACUUUCAACUGAUGAACCAAUUCAAACUAGUUGUCUCUUUGGUUGUUCAUCGAGUCAUUCAUCAGAAAUAAAAGAAUCAGUUGUAAAUGAACGUUCACCAUCACUAAUUCUUAUUCGUCUUCGUCAACGUCCAUUAUCUGAACAUUCAUCAUUUAACAUGGAUUCAAUGCCGAUGUUUAUGAAUAAGAUAAAAACAUUAAACGAGAAUAAAAAUAUGAUUAAACAAUCCAAUGAAUUGGAUGCUGAUUCAUUAAAUGAGGAUAAUACGUAUAAAAUUACACAUUUUAUUAUUCAUCGAAAAGAUAAAAUUGAAUCAAGAAACAAUCGUUUUAAACAAUUUCUUGACGAUGUUCAUAAUGAAUGGAAUGAUCUUAUUCGUAAACAACCGAAAAUUCCAACAUGGAUUUGUUUUGUCUUUUUACUUUUAUCAUCAAUUAUUCUUUGGCAUAUGAUUGUUUCACUCUGUCAUCAUACACCUAGACAUCAAAGAUUAUCAACUCGUGCUGAACAACUUUCUUUUGAUAAUACAAAUGACAAAGAAAAACUCUAA
Rotaria sp. Silwood1 is the source of this 750-nucleotide messenger RNA. The record is from the annotation of a GenBank genome assembly. Lineage: Eukaryota; Metazoa; Rotifera; Eurotatoria; Philodinida; Philodinidae.